Molecule: messenger RNA, 1023 nt
Organism: Rotaria socialis
Lineage: Eukaryota; Metazoa; Rotifera; Eurotatoria; Philodinida; Philodinidae
Source: the annotation of a GenBank genome assembly
AUGGACAAUUUGUUUAUUUUUUUGGGUGUAAAUAAACAUACGAUAGGGGCCUCACCAUUUGAAAAUCCACCUCGUGCUACACAAUAUGAAGCACCAAGACAAUUAAAUUCUCUUCAAAAUGAUGUUAAUCAAGUGGUGACUAUUAUGAAAGAUAAUCUUGAUAAAGUACUUGAACGUGAUGCAAAUUUAGCUGCGGUUGAAAAUCGUGCUAAUGCUUUAGAAAGCGGUGCGUCACAAUUUUCGAUUAAUGCACAAAAAUUAAAAAGUAAAUAUUGGUGGAAAAAUGUUAAAAUGUGGAUUAUUAUAAUCAUUAUUAUUAUCGUUUUGAUCAUCGUCAUUGUUGUUGCUGCCACACAAUCAUCAAAAGAGAAUGAAUGCUCUCAAUCAAUGAUCUAUUUUUUUUCUUCAUAUGCCAAGUCAAAUAAUGGCGGUGGUGCAUCACCAGCUGCUCCUGGUGGUUCUAAACGUAUGGCUCAACAACUGGCACAAGUCGAUGAAGUUGUGGAUAUAAUGCGACAAAAUGUUGAUAAGGUUUUAGAACGUGAUAAAAAUUUGUCACUUCUUGACGAUCGAGCUGAUAAACUACAACAUAAUGCAGCUCAAUUUGAACAACAAGCAGGCAAAUUGAAACGAAAAUUUUGGUUACAAAAUAUGAAGAUGAUGAUUAUUAUGGGAGUAGUAGGCACUAUUUUAACUAUAGUGAUCAUAGGAUGGAUCUAUUCAAAAGCUAAAGGAGCUGCACCAGCUCUCCCCGCUAAUCCUGCCGAAGGUGAUGCUGAUACAACAACGCCUAUUUCAUCAGCCAAUGAUGAAUUGCCUAAAGUAGCCGGUGAUUCUAUGGCUGUACCAGCUGAAGAGAACGCAACAGGAAAACCUCGUAAAAAUAAACGAAAGAAAACAACAAGUGGAGGCAGCUCAGCUAGUUCUUCAGCAGCGCCAACAAAUAAAAAUGAUGGCUCUGCAAGUGGGGCGGAUACUUUGAAGUCUGUUAAAAAACGGCUGAUUCGUACACUUCUACAAUAG